AUGUCAGCUUCAGCAGCAGCUCCGAGACCAGCUUCCACCAAGUGUCUUUUAAGGAUAGAAGCCUCAACGCCAAGUCCAGCCUCAGCAGAUACGAGUCCCAAGACAUCAAGAUCGGCAGCUGCUCCAAGACCAGCAUCGACCAAGUGUCUCUUGAGAAUAGAACCUUCGGCUCCAGCACCAAUUCCAGCGGAAGCAAGUCCAGCAAUGUCAGCUGCAGCGGCACCGCCAAGACCAGCGUCAACUAAUCCUCUCUUGAGGAUAGAAGCAUCAGCGCCAGCGGCAAUACCAGCAGAAGCAAGACCAGCAAUAUCAGCUGCAGCGGCAGCUCCAAUGCCGGCCUCGACCAAGUGUCUCUUAAGAAUGGAUGCAGCACCGCCAAUUCCAGCUUCAGCUCCUCCGAUAGGAGUGUCGAGUCCAGCACCAAUACCGGCAGCAGCGUCAGCCAAACCUCUCUUGAGAAUGGAACCCUCAGCUCCGGCGGCAAGACCAGCCGAAGCAAGACCAGCAAUGUCAGCUUCAGCGGCAGCUCCGAGACCGGCUUCGACCAAGUGUCUUUUAAGGAUAGAAGCAUCAGCUCCAAGUCCAGCUUCGGCAGAAACGAGUCCCAAGACAUCGAGAUCGGCAGCAGCUCCAAGACCGGCCUCAACCAAGUGUCUCUUGAGAAUAGAAGCGUCUGCUCCAAUUGCAGCAGCGGCGUCAGCAACUGGAGUGUCAAUUUCGGCAGCAAUGCCUGCGUCAGCUGAGAUCAAAUGUCUCUUAUUCAAGUCGGUAGCAUCGAUCUGA
Molecule: messenger RNA, 783 nt
Organism: Meyerozyma guilliermondii ATCC 6260
Lineage: Eukaryota; Fungi; Ascomycota; Pichiomycetes; Serinales; Debaryomycetaceae
Exons: 1
Coding region: 1-783 (260 amino acids)
Source: RefSeq, a predicted model, not a curated record